This is a messenger RNA of Rhea pennata, 3457 nucleotides long. It is a transcript of the gene CNOT11, whose product is annotated as CCR4-NOT transcription complex subunit 11. The record is from RefSeq and is a predicted model, not a curated record. Lineage: Eukaryota; Metazoa; Chordata; Aves; Rheiformes; Rheidae. The transcript has 7 exons. Gene Ontology annotation, cellular component: CCR4-NOT complex. Bases 1 to 1461 code for a protein of 486 amino acids.
AUGCCCGGCGGCAGCGGCGGCGGCGGCGGCGGCAGCCCGGCGCCCUGCACUCAGCUGGGAGCGGAGGAGCCCGGCGGCAGCGGCGGCGGCGGCGCGGCGGCGGCGGGCGGCAGGAUGAGCCUGUCGCCGAAGGAGCUGUCGAGCCUGCUGAGCAUCGUGUCGGAGGAGGCGGGCGGCAGCACCUUCGAGGGCCUCUCCAGCGCCUUCCACCACUACUUCGGCAAGGCCGAGCACUUCCGCCUCGGCUCCGUGCUCGUCCUGCUCCUGCAGCAGCCCGACCUGCUGCCCAGCCCCGCGCAGCGCCUCACCGCCCUCUACCUCCUCUGGGAGAUGUACCGCACCGAGCCCCUCGCCGCCAACCCCUUCGCCGCCGUCUUCGCCCACCUGCUCAACCCCGCGCCCGAGCGCGGCGGCGACGAGGCGGAGCGCACGCCGCUCUCCGGCUUUUUACCUCCCAUAACUCCUCCAGAAAAAUUCUUUCUUUCUCAACUGAUGUUGGCCCCCCCUAGAGAACUCUUCAAGAAGACUCCUCGGCAGAUUGCUUCAAUGGAUGUGGGGAACAUGGCCCAGUCAGUGGAUAUAAGCGGCCUUCAGCUAGCCUUAGCAGAACGUCAAUCCGAGUUGCCAACACAGAGCAAGGCCAGCUUCCCCAGCAUUCUCAGCGAUCCUGACCCAGAUUCUUCCAACUCUGGUUUUGACAGCUCUGUUGCCUCUCAGAUCACUGAAGCCUUAGUGAGUGGACCAAAACCUCCUAUAGAAAGUCACUUUCGACCAGAGUUUAUUCGCCCACCACCUCCGCUCCAUAUAUGCGAGGAUGAAUUGGCAUGGCUAAAUCCAAUAGAACCAGAUCACACAAUUCAAUGGGAUAAGUCAAUGUGUGUUAAAAACAGCACUGGAGUAGAGAUAAAACGAAUCAUGGCAAAAGCUUUCAAAAGUCCCUUGACUUCCCCACAGCAAACACAACUCCUUGGAGAACUCGAAAAGGACCCCAAACUUGUUUAUCAUAUUGGCCUCACUCCUGCCAAGUUGCCUGACCUUGUUGAAAACAAUCCUUUAGUAGCUAUAGAAAUGUUGCUUAAACUGAUGCAGUCAAGUCAAAUAACAGAGUAUUUUUCUGUCUUGGUCAACAUGGACAUGUCUUUACAUUCAAUGGAAGUGGUAAAUAGGCUUACUACUGCAGUUGAUCUCCCUCCUGAAUUUAUUCAUCUUUACAUCUCUAACUGUAUCUCCACCUGUGAACAGAUUAAAGACAAAUAUAUGCAGAACCGCCUGGUACGUCUUGUUUGUGUCUUUCUUCAGUCUUUAAUCAGAAACAAAAUUAUUAAUGUACAGGACUUGUUUAUAGAAGUGCAAGCAUUCUGCAUUGAAUUCAGUCGGAUACGAGAAGCAGCUGGCCUUUUCAGACUGCUGAAGACACUAGAUACUGGGGAAAAUCCAUCAGAGACAAAAGCUUCAAAAUAAAACCAUUUUGCCAUUGGAAAGAAAAAAUCAACAUUCUGUACCAAUUUACUGUAUAUUUUAAGCUUAAAUCAUGGGAUUAACCAAUUUAAUACACUAUAAAUAGUAUUUUAUGCAACAAUAAAUAUUGCUUUUUCUGAUAUGCAUGCUUGAGCUGGUGAAAUGUGUUAGGCCUAACACAUGCUGUGCAUAUGAUAUGCAGCAUUUAACCUUUAGUCAUGGAAUGUACUUAACAGGCUCUGUUCCCAGAGAGAGAUGCAAGUAAGUUUGAUGUGAACUGUCAAAUAUUAUUGAAAUAGUAACUUGGCUUUUUCACUGUCUGUGUCAAAACAGUUCAUGAAUACCUUCAGUUAAGUUUUAUCAAGAUAAGUGACUUCAGUUCCUGUUGGGCCUUUCUCUACCCUCCCUGAAGGCAGCUGAAUUCAACUUUUAAUGAUGCCUGCUGUUUUCAGGGAAUAAGUGAAGUCUAAUGUCUGGAAUAAGCUAAGGCCUUAUAACAGUGCAAUAUGCUCUCUUCAAGAUCACUGAAUUGCAAAAUACUGAUACCAACAGUAGCUGGUAUGUUUUAUGCUUGCAAGAAUGUUCCACUAAAGGGAACCUGUCUCCUUUCUUACAUAAAAUCAAAGUGCAGGAGCAUGUUUACACUUUGCAACUUGCAUAGGCAGUUGCUUUGUGGCUACCAAAAUUAAAGUAGCCUUUUUGCUAAAAGCUGUAAUCAGAGUACCAUUCAUAGAUCAGAGUGCAGGUGCUGUGGAAGGAUGGGGGAUAAAAUACUAUUUCAUGUUGCUAAUAGAAUGACUGCUGUUGCUUAAGCCCUGACAUUAAAAGCAAAAUAAUUUAAUGUGAAGAGUUAGUUUAAUAUUUAAUAGUGCUUGAGAAGUGACAACUGCUGUAAGUUUGCAUCUGCUUCUCAAAUUUUCAUGAAGUGCAAGAUCAAUAAUGCAAGAUCAAGAUUUUCUUUUGGUUUCAUCUUUCCAAGUAAUUUAAGUGGCUAAAUUGCUGGUUGAAAAUCUCAGUCUCUCACCUUACCAGAUUAUGCUGCAUAAGAAGUCCUGUGAGAAGUGCUCCCCAGGGAUUCAGUUUAGAGUUACAGAGCUUCCCCCCAAUUAAGAUGUAUUAAGUAAGUUUACUGAAGUGGCAUUUUAUUUAAGCUCUGUUUCAAUUGUAAAAUUUCUUCCUUAAACGAGACAAGUUUGCUUCAAAUCACCAUUAACAGCAAGAGUCAAUAUUGCUCUAAAUUUGUAACCUGCUGUUUCACAUUUACUGCAGCAUUUGACUGCUAUAACAAGAAAGAUUCAUCCUCUACUAGUAUUCUUCUUCAGAUAGUACUUAAAAGGGAGUUCUUUAUAGAGCAUUUAAGCUUCUGUUUGGAAGUUAUUACUACAGCUUUAAACAAAAUAACAGACUCCAUGAAAAAUUGAUUACUACUCUUAUUAGCUGCCCUGCAAGUUUGAGUGAAUUUCCAUUUUAACUUGCAGAAAUACUUUAACAAAAUUUAAGCCAUAAGAAAAGUAGGUAGAAGGCUACAGUGCUACAGCAAAGGCCUAGCAGUUCUAGCUCUUCACACUACUUGCUUGAAUUCUGUUAGCCUACGUAAGUCUUCCAUCCAUGGAUUAAUCCUGUAGUUGUAAAGUUAUCAGUGAUCAGUAAUCAGAACAGCCUUAUGAUUUAGCAGUGGAAUUUCUGCAAUGUAGUCCUCAGGAACUUGGCAGAAUAUCCCAUUCAUUUUAUACUUUUGUGGGUUGAUGAAAAUACUUAAUUUUGUUACUUAAUUUGCUAUUAUCUUCUGUCCGUGUUUCUUCUCAGGAGGGAAAGUGAUCCUAAGUAAAGGCUACAUAGAAAAAAAAUGCAACAGGCAGAAAGGAUGUGAACUUCCAUGUAGGCAACAUUUUUGUAAUUCCCCAAGCAAAGUUAAGUUUGUUCUGUGCUUUGUUGGUUGAGUGUCUGGCAUCCAUUUACAAAAAUAUAGUAAAGAAAAUAAGUGCUGCUUUUUUUAAAA